UAUUGCACCUUUAUGGCUACGCUGGAUUUUACUAUAGGCAAAAAUCUUGGCAAUUUGAAGCAGGGAAGCCGAAAUGGAAUUCUGCAGAAGUCAGAUACUAGCUCUUGUAGCUUUGUUUCUAUUUCCAGUGGCUUAUGGAUGGGGAAUCGAUGGCCAUCUCAUUACUUGUCGAAUUGCCCAGGUUCUCGACUGUCCAGUAUUGAAAGGAGUUCGUAUUUCCAAAUGUAUUUUUCGAUGUAAUUCCCCAGCAGAUGCUGUGGAGAAUUUAUUGCCAGCCUAUGCAGAUAAUGAUCUGGGGAGCGUUUGUGCGUGGGCAGACCGUGUCAAGUUCCAUUAUCACUGGUCGUCCGCUCUUCAUUUUAUCGACACCCCGGAUAAUCUCUGCACAUAUCAAUACAGCAGGGAUUGCAAGGAUGAAGAUGGCAUAAAAGAUAGAUGUGUAGCGGGAGCUAUCAACAACUACACCACUCAGCUUCUCACCUAUGGCAAUGAAAAUUCUGCUUCUCAGUAUAAUUUAACAGAAGCACUUCUCUUCCUUUCUCAUUUUAUGGGAGAUAUUCAUCAGCCUCUACAUGUAGGAUUUACUUCCGAUAGGGGUGCAAAUACAAUCGACGUCCAUUGGUACACGAGAAAAACAGUUCUUCAUCAUGUGUGGGACAAUAGCAUAAUCGAGACAGAAGAAGAAAGAUUCUAUGAUUCCAAUGUAAAUGAAAUGAUUGAUGCAAUCCAAAAAAACAUAACGACAGUAUGGGCCAAACAAGCAAAAGCAUGGGAGGCCUGCAGCAAGACAACUUGCCCAGAUCUAUAUGCAUCAGAAGGUAUAAAAGCAGCCUGUGAUUGGGCAUAUAAAGGUGUGCAUGAAGAUUCGGUGCUUGAAGAUGACUAUUUCCUUACCCGUUCACCAAUGGUCAAUUUGCGGCUAGCUCAGGGUGGAGUUCGUUUGGCAGCAACGCUUAACCGCAUAUUCGGAUGACAAGUAUAUCGGCCAUGCUCUGAAACAGCAUGUAGGAAAAAUCAUGCUAGAAUUCAACACCACAUCUAAAUGUAAGCGGGUGACAAAAAUGAGCAUAAAUCACUGUUUCUUUAUCAUGUAAUAAAAAAAAUCAACCAAUUUGCAUUUCAAAUAUAAAAGUAUUUCACAUUUUA
Messenger RNA from Olea europaea var. sylvestris, 1146 nucleotides. Its product is annotated as endonuclease 2. The record is from RefSeq and is a predicted model, not a curated record. Gene Ontology annotation, molecular function: endonuclease activity; nucleic acid binding. Gene Ontology annotation, biological process: DNA catabolic process. The coding region runs from base 74 to 973 and encodes 299 amino acids. NCBI's taxonomy places the organism in Eukaryota, Viridiplantae, Streptophyta, Magnoliopsida, Lamiales, Oleaceae. The transcript has 8 exons.